CGCUGGCUCAGGUUACACUAAGGCGCACUGCCCUGCAUUGCCCUGCACUGUACAACGCUGCACGGCACUGCACGGCACUGCACUGCACUGCCGGAAGACCUGCGCUGCGGCACACACACAGCCGGCCGGCCGGCCUCUCUCUCUCUCGCUCGCUCACAAGCUUCAGAGUGGAAGUGAGAUGACAACCGCUCCAUCUCUAGGCGACGUCAGGAGCAUCUCUGACCCAUAGGAAGCCCCAACAUGGAUUUCUUUGCAAGUUUCCUAUAGUUGCUCACCUCAGGUCUCAAUUAGAACAUUGAUUUGAGGCAGCAGGUUGGCAAGCCAGCAAGAUAUUCUCAACUGGUUCCUGUUGAGUUGAUUGCUUCUCAAGUGGACAAAAGAAAUUGGAAGUGGAAAAUGGAAAUGGAGCAGAAGUGGACAGACGCUGGGAAAACGAAUGAAAAGCUCGAGAAGAACCCUUCCCAAAAGCUCAAGUGGGACAAGUGGAGAGCUUUUUCUUCCGUAAGCGUUUGCAUGGCAGUAUCUCUGCUAUGUGUUGGAAUAUGCAUUGGCUUUUGUGUGCGGACCACGGCGUUGCAGUCCAGGAUAGUAAGUCUUGAGCAGCAGCACCUCUCCGCCUGGAUGGAGCAGGUGGAGCCCCUUAUUUUGGACAGACUGGACCAAAUCCUGGACAAGAAACUUGCAGCGCGAUUACCAAAGACGCGAGAAGUGAGGGAAGCUCCUUACAGCUGCUUGUGUCCUCCAGGACCUCCAGGUCCUCCUGGACGGGCAGGCUUUCCGGGAGCCCCAGGAGAACCAGGUCUGUCAAUCAUUGGACCAAGGGGACCACCUGGUCAGCCUGGAACAAGAGGAUUUCCAGGCUUUCCAGGUCCCAUUGGGCUGGAUGGCAAGCAUGGACAGAAUGGCCCCAAGGGUGACGUGGGUCAGCGUGGACCAAAAGGACUCCCUGGAGAACCAGGACCUAAAGGAGAGAAAGGUGUCUGCGGCGACUACGCACAUCGGAGCCUCUUUGUGCAGGAUCUUCCCUUGAAAACCUUGGCCGCCUUGCGCUCCAGUCAACCGCUGAUGUUGAAGAUGUUGCCUAUCACCGUGCGCAACAUGCCCUCAAUAAGCCCUCUAAUCCUAAAACGCCUCAAGCAGGGUGAGCCGGGAGCGCAGGGGCCUCCGGGACCCCCAGGGAACCCAGGUCUGAACGGAGCAAGCGGCUCGCCCGGUAAGCCCGGUGAACCGGGAAAACCUGGAAAAGACCCAAGGCUAUUGCCAGGACUGAAGGGUGAGCCAGGUUUACCAGGACAGAAGGGCGAUCGAGGGGGUGUUGGGCCGCCGGGUCCUGAAGGCCCAAAGGGUGACCAGGGAGCCAAGGGAGAUGAAGGGAAGAGGGGCUUUGCGCCAGAGAAAGGGGAGAAGGGAGAGGCUACCAUUUCCUCGCUUGGAAUGAAAGGAGAACCCGGCUCACCAGGAGUGCCAGGCCUCAUGGGACCUAAGGGAGAGGCAGGCCCCGAAGGCCCAGCUGGACCAAGAGGGCCCCCAGGUGCAACCGGCGAACCGGGAAAGGCUGAAAUCCACAAUAAUGAAAAUGAUAUUCGCAAUAUACAUCUGAUGGGCCCACCUGGAUUACCUGGACCUCCAGGCCCUCCCGGGUUUUCAGGGACAAAAGGAGAAGUUGGCCUCCCAGGUCCCCCAGGCCUUGAUGGAGAGAAGGGCACAAAAGGGGAUCAUGGGGAAGGAGGAAGAUCAGAGAUGCUCUAUGGUCCUCCAGGUCCCCCAGGUCCCUCCGGACCAGUUGGCCCAGCAGGAUCUCAAGGACCUUCAGGGCCAAAGGGAGAGGCAGGCGUCGGCCUCCGUGGAGAAAAGGGAGCAGCAGGUCAGAAAGGUGACAAGGGGGACAGAGGCCAUCUUGGACUGCCUGGGGCUCAUGGGUUAGACGGCAGACCCGGUCCAGUGGGUCUGCUGGGGCCAGCAGGAGUAGCAGGGCCAGCAGGACCAAAAGGAGAGAGAGGUGAGAAUGGAGAUGUUGGACUACCAGGACCAAUUGGCCCGCAGGGCAUUCCUGGCUUUGUAGGACCACAAGGACUCAAAGGGAAUCGGGGAGAGAGGGGCAAGAAAGGCAACAGGGGGGCCAAAGGGGAUAAGGGAGACCAAGGAGCACCUGGAUUAGAUGCGCCGUGUCCGUUGGGUUUCCGAGGCUUUAAAGGAGAGAAGGGUGAACCGGGCUUGCCAGGCCUGGACGGGCUGGAUGCCCCUUGUCCUGUGGGAGAUGACGGCCUACCCGUACCAGGCUGUUGGAACAAAUGAUAACUUUGGAAUGGCUUUUGUAAUUGUACAUAGAAUAUUUAUUUUUUUUACUUUUUCCUGAUUGUAUUCUACCCUAUUAUAUUAAAAAGAAAAUCUUGAAAACAAAGACCAAAUGUUUUGUACAGUUUUGCUUUUUGUUUUAACACCAGUGACAUUGUAUUUGAGUUUAUAGCCAUGCAUUUAGGAUGUAUGAAUUUGGAAAAAUGAAGACUGACUUGCAGUUACAGAUGCAUGAUAUUUGUGCAUACUGUGCUGUGGAUGCUUUUUAACUUAUUGUAGCUUGUUUUAUUCUGUUGGACAAGAGCACGCUACACUAGGUUGUGCAGCUGGAAAGAUUGUGGGCAGUCCCAGAUCAAUGAAAUCUCUUUUUUGUUGUUGUUGUUGUUGUUGUUCACACCGUGUCCAAAAGUCUGCACUCUUAUUUCGAGUUGACAUUGGGGUUUUUUCUUUUUAUAAUUGGAUUCCCAAACGUACCUUAGACAAGGUGAAGAGUGAGUUUGGGUUGGAUCGUGUUGAACUCAAAACACACGCGUCAAAUGUAAGCGUUACUAGAUGAGCUUUAUACUCGAGAAUGAUGCAAAAUGUAAAACUAAGUUCCUGAAAUAUUUGUCAUAAUUACAUCCAUGUCCAUUAUCCCACAUUUUGCUUCAAUUCGCUUCGAAUUGUAUGACUGACUCACCAAGUCAUGAACAAGUCAUGUUUUGUCUGUAACAAAUCCAAUGCACCUUUGUCUCAACUUGGAUCUCCUAACAAGUUUCAAAUGCAUGGAAUGUCCUGAAAGUGUCCUUUUGCAUAUCAGUCAUGUUUGCAUUAUAGCAAAAAGUUUCAGUUCAUUGUAUUUUCUUCCUACCAGUACUUUCUUCUUCUAAAAAUGGUGCGGCUCAAUAAUGACCGUAACCAAAAUGUUAAUUCCGGCCUCCCCUUGAAGGAAGCAGUGCUGCAAGCACCACAUUGCUUGAAUGGCAUGAAAGGCGCCAGUGGCGAGGGCUUCUUUCAUGUUUCAAAUGUAUUGCCUUGUGGAGUUCUGCCAAUUCACUUCACAAGUGACCUAAUGUUGGGGGGAAAUGUUGCACUGAUUACUUUGUACCUUGAUCUAUUCGAUUCUAGUAUACGUACGUACGCAGGUGCUCCUUCUCUCUGAUGAGAUUUUGCGCUGCCUGGAUUUCAUGAUAUAUACGUACAUAAUAUUGAUGAUCAUCCAGUACCUUCGAUUUUUUGAAUGUGUUGUUUAUGUUCUGAAAUGCCAAUCACGCUUCCAUAAAUAAAAGCAAACUUGUUUAAA
Messenger RNA from Syngnathus acus (greater pipefish), 3577 nucleotides. RefSeq names its product collagen, type XIII, alpha 1 (gene col13a1). The transcript has 38 exons. Bases 397 to 2295 code for a protein of 632 amino acids. The record is from RefSeq and is a predicted model, not a curated record. NCBI's taxonomy places the organism in Eukaryota, Metazoa, Chordata, Actinopteri, Syngnathiformes, Syngnathidae.